This is a messenger RNA of Vicia faba (fava bean), 981 nucleotides long. NCBI's taxonomy places the organism in Eukaryota, Viridiplantae, Streptophyta, Magnoliopsida, Fabales, Fabaceae. The record is from the annotation of a GenBank genome assembly.
AUGGCUCAAAACUCCGACUUCUACCUCCCGCCUCAGUUUCUCACCGACGACGAAAAACGGUUCGUCAACCACCUCUUCACUCCCUCCAAAAACGACGACGUUUUCAACUCCUUUUCAAUCGAUGACAAACACUACAUCAACGAGUUAACUCGUCGCAUGGCUCAGUCCUCCCUCCAUCACCAACUCGCUCUCAACAACAAGGGCUCUUCACCACAAUCAAGGCAAAACGACACCGUUUUGAACUCGAACUCGAACUGGAACCAUCACAGAGUUACGAAUGAUCUACUGCAUGCGGUUCCGUGUGAAGUUGAUGAGGCUCACCGAGUGAACAACGAUGAAGCUUUUUACGGGUUUCUCCCGAAAAAGCCCUCUAUAUUUCACUCUCAGAAUCUUCAACACUCGAUUUCUCAGAAACAGUUACAGCUUCAGUUACAAAUAGCACAAUUUGAGAUGUUGAAGAAGCAGUGGUUGAAGCAACGAGAUGAACUGGCUCGUGGUUGUGGAGUUUUUUCGCAGAGAAAUAAUUGUAAUUACCAAAAUGUCCUUGGAAGAGGAACGAACAGUGAAACGGUUUUUCCGGGAAAAGUUGGUUUGUCGCCAUCUGCAUGGCCUUCUGUGCAAAAGAUUGGGAACAACAAUAAACCCGUUUUUCCUGGAAACCCUAAUUUGAAAAAGGAAAGAAACGGAACCGGGGUUUUUUUGCCUCGGGUUGUUGAUACCGAGUCAUCACGAAAAAAACCAGCUUGUAGAAAUGUGGUUGUUCCUGAUAGAGUUGUUCAUGCAUUGAAUCGGAAGGUUGAUGAAGGUGUUAUUAGAGGUUACAUGCAACAGAAGAAUCGUUUUCAUGGAACUUCAAAUAUUGAAAAUGGUAUUGGAAGGAAUGGGAGUGAUGAUGGUUCUGUUAAGCAAAAGCUGAACGUGAGAGCACAGCAGACAGAGGUGAACAGUGAGAUUCAUCUACCUCAAGAAUGGACUUAUUGA